AUGGGGCAGUGGUGGGUUGAUUCCCGCAUCGAAGCCACCGUCACUCGGUCAUAUGUCGUCAGUCAGCUUCUUCCUGACGAGGUUGAGCGCCUAGAUCGCCCUGUUGCCUUUGGUGGAGAGGAUCUAACUGAGCGCACAUACUGGGAAAGUAUCCGGAAUGAUGCGCCUCGCCUGUUUCUCAUCCUCGUCGACCUCGGUGUUCCUGACCAGAUCUUUGGUGUUGUCGACGAUGGUUGGGAUGAUGCUGAGCUCCCAAUUGCCCUCGAAGAUGUGGACCGAUUGCUGUUGACCGCCACCCGUGACGAAAAGGUAGAGAAGAAGUUCUACCAGCGCCAGUUUCACUUCCUUUUGAAGUCUCUGCAACGUGGGAACCAUGUAACAUAUAAGGACAAUGAGGUAGUGCCACUAGACGUCGUUGAAAAACCUUCGCUACCCACGCACAAGUCAAACGGGCAUGACAAGGUCAGACUCCCUAACAUUCCAGGGGAAACCUUUUGUCGGCGACGAUAUGUGCUUGGAAACGGGCCCGGGGCUGUUCCGAUGCAGGACUUUCUUGAUGCGGUACACGGAAUCAAAGGCCUGCAGAACGAACACAUGAUCUCUUACUGGGCGUCUUAUACACAACACGGAUGUGGAUACGUUCUCUUCACGCCGUCGAGCGACUUCACCCUCAAGUCGUUUCUAGCGACAACACCUUCACAAUUCAAGAAUCUCGCUAAAGCUCGCCGAAGAGAGCUCAUCAUGAAUUGGAUCCUUUGUCUCGUCGACACGCUCUGCGACUUUCAUAGCAAGAAUCAGUCCCAUGGAUACAUCAAACCCUCAACCAUCUUCUUCACCAACCAAAAUCACGUUUUCUAUUCCGAUUCAACUCGACUUACACCUGAUAACGUGAUUCUUCACACUGAUAAAUCGUCAUUCGAUCGCGAACGGUACGACUAUGCAGCGCCAGAACUGUGGUCUCGACCUGCCGGGGCGACAAGCCCGUCACACAGAUACCCGUCGUCGGAUGAGGGCCAUUUCGGAAUGAUACAGACAUACGACCCGAACGGCUCACCAAAUACCAUGUUCAUCGCCCCAAGUCCUCAGUAUAGCGGCCAACAAGCCGACAUAUUCUCAGUUGGCUGCAUCAUACUGGAAUUGCUAUCAUAUUUAGUCAAACGAACAUCAAGCAAAUUUGCGGGCUUUCGAUCAGCUAAACAUAAGACAGCUGGUCGUGGCGGCGCAGUGCUGGAUACAUCUUUUCACAAGAACCUUGGACAGGUUGAACUAUGGAUGUCGGGUCUUGCGAAAGACGCGACUCGAAAGUCAACAUCUACCAAGGAUGGUGCAAACAUCCUCAAAGGUGUUCACCCUAUGCUACAUGUUGUGACGGGCAUGUUGGCGAUGAACCCAUAUGAUCGGCCACCCGCCAUCGAAGUACAGCAACGUGUCUAUCAGAUUUUAACCGAUAUUUGCAACAUUUCGGAACCACACUGUGUACACCAAUAUUCGCAGGAUCUCGAAGCGUCAUUUGGCGGAUUACAGAUUCAUCCCAUGGGUGAUGGCACCGUGGGCAGCCUACCAGGCGGGUCGAACACUACGUACGGAACACCAAGGACUUAUCAACACAGCCGAAAUGGCAGCAGCGGGGGAUAUUCGCAAGUGAGCCGCACGACAGGUAGUAGCGAAACCGACAUGGAAGCAAUCCAUCAAGUAGGAUCAGUCGGCCUGCACCAAGUACGAACCCAAAACUCAUGGCCACGCAACGUGGCAUAUUCACAAUACGCAGGAGUGUCGCAAUACUCGGCAGGUCAAUGGGACAGCCACACUGCAUGA
Molecule: messenger RNA, 1815 nt
Organism: Fusarium pseudograminearum CS3096
Lineage: Eukaryota; Fungi; Ascomycota; Sordariomycetes; Hypocreales; Nectriaceae
Exons: 1
Coding region: 1-1815 (604 amino acids)
Biological process (GO): protein phosphorylation
Molecular function (GO): ATP binding; protein kinase activity
Source: RefSeq, a predicted model, not a curated record